AUGGAGUCGGCCAAUGGGACCGCAGUCAAAGAAUUCAUUUUGUUGGGAUUUGGAGUCGAACAGGAGGCACGGGUCUUUCUUCUAAUCUUUUUCACCACUCUCUAUGUGCUGACUUUGGUGGAGAACAUCACCAUUAUCACACUGGUGCUUCUUGACACCCACUUAGCUCAGCUUCCCAUGUACAUAUUGCUGAGCAACUUUUCCUGGCUGGAAAUGUGCUACACAACUGCCACUGUGCCUCGCAUGCUCCUUGACCUGAGUUCCCCUCAUGGGGUCAUCUCCUUCCAGGCUUGUUUCCUCCAAUUCUACAUGUUUUUCUCUCUUGGCACUACCGAAUGUUUCUUCCUCUCAGCCAUGGCUUUAGAUCGGUAUUUGGCCAUCUGCUAUCCACUUCUGUAUCCAAAAAUCAUGUCUCCAAAUUCCUGCUAUGUCCUGGUGGCCAGUUGUUGGGGCCUUGGCUUCUUGUGGUUCAUUAUCCCUGUACUGUUGAUUUCCAAAUUGCCCUUCUGUACCUCCAACAUCAUUGACCAUUUUUUGUGUGAUCCAGGCCCAAUUCUGUCCUUAGCUUGCCCUCCACUAGGCGACAUUAUUUUUAUUUGUGAUAUAUUUAUGAAUGCUCUUUUCUUCAGCAAUGUCUUCUUUGUUGUGUUAUCAUACAGUGCUGUGAUCCUCACCUUUACAAAAGCCUCUUAUGAAGGGAGCCGUAAGAAGGCAUUCUCCACCAUAUCUUUCCACCUCCUGGUGGUCACUCUCUUCUAUGGCUCAGUGGGAGGGAUGUACUUGAUUCCGGGGGCUGAAAGUCAGUCGGAGGUCACUAAGGCAGUGACAGUCUUCUACACAGCCAUUACACCUUUCCUUAAUCCCUUGAUCUAUUGUCUCAGGAAUGAGAAGGUGAAGGAGGCUCUGAAAAGGAGGCUGAGAAGAGGGGAAUGA
Molecule: messenger RNA, 933 nt
Organism: Sceloporus undulatus (fence lizard)
Lineage: Eukaryota; Metazoa; Chordata; Lepidosauria; Squamata; Phrynosomatidae
Product: olfactory receptor 11G2-like
Exons: 1
Coding region: 1-933 (310 amino acids)
Biological process (GO): G protein-coupled receptor signaling pathway
Cellular component (GO): membrane
Molecular function (GO): olfactory receptor activity; G protein-coupled receptor activity
Source: RefSeq, a predicted model, not a curated record